AUGUCGCGAAGGCUGGCAGGGAUGGCGGAGGAGACCAUCGAUACCGGGAGUAAAAGUGAUCGCAAGUUAAUGCAAGAUGCCGGCUUUUCAGACGAAUUGAAGAAACAGCUGGAAGAGCGGAUUGCGCAGACUGGAUUUGCUGCAGAAAACCAGAGAGCGGCAAGCGUGGUGAACCUUCCGGCUUCUGCCGGGAGAGGCACGCAGGAUAUAGCAGGCGCAGAACCCUGGAAAGGCUCUGAAUCCCUCCAUGACUCUGCCCUACGGAUGCUCGACGACAGCCACAAGAGACUGCGGUCACCAUACCGUAUCCCGACAGUACCGCAGAAAGUCAACCUACGACCUGCCCCGAAGAAGAAACUUUCCCCCGGAGACCGCCUUGCCAAUGCCCGAGACAAAACAUCCAUCUAUGCGAUCACCCAACAGAACGAGCUGUCGGAGCAAGAGCGGGAGAAGUGGCGGAAAGAACUCAAGGACCGGUUCUCGCCUGGCGCCCGACCUAUGCCUACGACCUUGCAGGGGUUGUCGAGUCUAGCGAACGAGCGGAUAGAGGACGCCAUUGCAAGAGGACAAUUCAAGAACAUCCCUAGAGGGAAAGGCAAGAAUAUCGAGCGAGAUUACACCGCCAACAGCCCGUUUCUGGACACGACAGAGUAUUUUAUGAACAAGAUCAUUCAGAAGCAGGAGAUCGUGCCUCCGUGGAUUGAAAAGCAGCAGGAGCUGGUCAAGGCGGUGGCCAGCUUUCGUGGGAGACUACGCAACGACUGGCGCCGGCACGCCGCUAGAAUGAUCGCAAGUACAGGUGGCAGCGUGGACGAUCAGGUGCGCCGCGCGAAAGGGUACGCCCUUGCCGAAGAAAGAGUCAACCCACGGGUACGUAAAGUGGAGAGUCUGAGCUCCAUUUCCACCGACGGUCGCUUGACAAGCAUUACUGUUGAGGAACGUAUUGCGGCUGGCGUGCCUGCUGAGCCGCCUGAGACGAUGGAGAUCAAUGUGACGGAAACGACCGAACCUCAAGAACUCGCAGAAAGCACAAACCCAGCAGCAGGUGGUGCUGACAAUGCCGUUGGCGAAGGCAGUGUUGAUGGUGCUCCUGCUGCUGCUAUGGCACAGUCUCCAGCAUCAGUGACAGAGACCUCCGCAUCCACAUCCACAUCCACAUCCACAUCCGAAACUCCAUCAUCAUCACCUAGUCCAGGAACUGCACCCCAGCAGCCUCGACCACGGUCGGAUGUUUUACCAAUGCCUAACCCCUUCCGCGACCCAUCAUGGGAAAAAGCCGAAUUAGCAUACCAGACACUCGCGGUCCAAGAACUCAACUCGCUGACCCGCUCCUACAAUCUGAUGGCGCCUAAGAUCGCCCAAAAACCAUACUACAACCUCCAGCGCGAGCUGACGCGGUGUUUCGCCGACGUCGCGCCCACGCUGGCCGACGCGAUUCUCGAGAGGAGCCGCAAGCCCACCGUUAAAAUCGCGGUCACAACUCAUCGAGAAGGCGGCGUCUUGGAACGCUUCGGCGAAGGAAUCGGGGCUCAGAAAUUUCGAGGCCAUGAAGGACGCAUCAGGGAUGAGGUGAAAGGCAAAGGGUAUGGCUUUCGCGAGUUCUGGCGAGAUCUAUUUGGGAGUUCCAAUACGAACCCCAAACAACAGCGGAAUAGGGGUGUAACUUGA
Messenger RNA from Capronia coronata CBS 617.96, 1668 nucleotides. RefSeq lists its product as uncharacterized. The record is from RefSeq and is a predicted model, not a curated record. NCBI's taxonomy places the organism in Eukaryota, Fungi, Ascomycota, Eurotiomycetes, Chaetothyriales, Herpotrichiellaceae. The transcript is spliced from 2 exons. Bases 1 to 1668 code for a protein of 555 amino acids.